AUGGAGGAACUCCUGUCCAAGCAUCGCAAAGAGCAAAAAGAUCUGCAAGGAAAGAUCACUCAAAAGAAAAAGUCCGCCACCAAGAAAACUCGCAAAGGCGUCAACGAUGAAUGCGAACGGAUGCAGCAGGAGCUUUCCGAAAAACACAAGGCCGAGGUCGCUCAUCUGAAUGGGGAUCCAGUCGAAGGACUAGAAGAUCUCAACCUGGAAGAGGAACAAACAAACGACGAGUCAAACGAAGAUAAACCACCCCAAAAGCAAGCACCACCCACCGAACCAACCCCCGAACCCACCACCACACCAAACGGCAAGAAGCCAAACCGCCAAAAAGCUCGCCUUGCCCGACGCGCCGCAGAGCAAGAAGCUGCCUCUGCCGCCGCCGCAGAAGAAGCCAAAACGCAAGUCAACUACCGCGGCAACGAACAAGAAGUAAUGGACGCAGUCUUCAAAAAGCUCAACCUAAAAGAAGUGGAAAUAACCCCAGACGGACACUGCCUCUAUUCAGCAAUCGCGACACAACUCGACGAAUCUGGUCUAGGUCUACGUCCCGAUCCAAGCCGUAUCAUCCUCCAGCCCUCAACACAAUCGCGCAUCGACACCGUCGCCUCGCCGCAGCAUGACGGGUAUAGAGCCGUGCGCGCAGUCACGGCUGACUUUAUCGCGGAGCAUAAAGAGGAUUUCGAGGCGUUUAUGGAGGAGCCUAUUGAUUCUUAUACGCGCAAGAUUAAAUUGACGGCUGAGUGGGGUGGGCAGUUGGAGUUGCAGGCUAUUGCACGGGCGUAUGGGGUUGAAAUCAAUGUUGUGCAGGGUGAUGGGCGCAUGGAGAAGAUUGAGUCUGGGGAUGGGGAUAGUCUUGAUGAUAGGGAGAAGGAUAAGCGGGUUAUUUGGCUUGCUUAUUAUUCUCAUACAUAUUCCUUGGGAUCGCACUACAAUUUGCUGAAAACAUGUUAG
Molecule: messenger RNA, 951 nt
Organism: Penicillium canescens
Lineage: Eukaryota; Fungi; Ascomycota; Eurotiomycetes; Eurotiales; Aspergillaceae
Product: deubiquitinase OTU2
Exons: 1
Coding region: 1-951 (316 amino acids)
Biological process (GO): protein deubiquitination
Molecular function (GO): cysteine-type deubiquitinase activity
Source: RefSeq, a predicted model, not a curated record